GAGACAGUUGAACAACAUCAACCCACCGAAACGACCACACUCUCUCCCUUUGACCCCGGCCAAAGCCAUAUUAUUCACCCAUCAUGGCUUCUACGCAGAGUGUGCAAUGCUUCGGCAAGAAGAAGACUGCUACCGCAGUCGCCCACACCAAGCAAGGCAAAGGCCUCAUCAAGGUCAACGGCCAGCCUCUUAACCUCGUUAAGCCCGAGCAGCUCCGCUUCAAGGUCUAUGAGCCCCUUUUGAUCGUUGGCCUCGACAAGUUCGCCGGUGUCGAUAUCCGUGUCCGCGUCACCGGUGGUGGUCACGUCUCCCAAAUCUACGCUAUCCGCCAGGCCAUCGCCAAGUCCAUUGUCGCCUACUACCAGAAGUUCGUUGACGAACACUCCAAGAACCUCCUCAAGCAGGCUUUCAUCCAGUACGAUCGCACACUUCUCGUCGCCGACUCCCGACGGGCCGAGCCCAAGAAGUUCGGUGGUCCAGGUGCUCGUGCUCGUUACCAGAAAUCUUACCGUUAAAAGAAGAAAAAAACCAGAAAAAUCACUUUGUUGUUUUUUUCUUGUUUUUAUUUUUCUUUUAAUCGUGUUAUGUUAGUUUCUGCUUGGGAAUGGGGGGCGCGCGCGUCUUGUCUUAUGUGUGGAAAAAAGAAAAAGCAUAUUUCAUUGUCAUGAGAUGUUGGGAGGACAAAAGAAACUUUGUUAGCCAGCCACUUGGGUGGAAUGAGAAGUGUGCUUUGAAUCCUGAGAAGACGAUUGGGAUUUCCUUCUUUCUUAACGAGUAUCAAUCAGAUUCCCGGGUGACAGAUUAAGGGGAAGGAAUGUCCACACAGAACGAAAAAUGGAGAUGGAGAAAAAUCCCGGGAUAAUUUUUUUCUUUACGCCCUUGUUUGUACGAAUUCUAGCAGGCAGGGUUAGUGUGGGCAACGAAUAUGUCAAGAAUUUCUAUAUCAAAUGAAAAAUGGCAUUCAUGAUUUCA
Molecule: messenger RNA, 972 nt
Organism: Talaromyces stipitatus ATCC 10500
Lineage: Eukaryota; Fungi; Ascomycota; Eurotiomycetes; Eurotiales; Trichocomaceae
Product: 40S ribosomal protein S16
Exons: 4
Coding region: 84-515 (143 amino acids)
Biological process (GO): translation; maturation of SSU-rRNA from tricistronic rRNA transcript (SSU-rRNA, 5.8S rRNA, LSU-rRNA)
Cellular component (GO): cytosolic small ribosomal subunit; ribosome
Molecular function (GO): RNA binding; structural constituent of ribosome
Source: RefSeq, a predicted model, not a curated record